AUGAGCACCGACUUCGGACGCAAAGAUCUGUCUGACAAGAUCGAGGAGAAGAUCACCCCUCAGUCUGCCAAGGGCCCUAUCGAUGUCACCAAGGAGCAUGCCACUGGCCACGCCGACCACAUCGCUAGAGACCUCAAGACCGACGAGCACAAGUCCACCGGCCAGUCCAUGCACGACAAGGUCUCUCGCAUGACCAACGCCGACACCACCAGCGCCACCACCACUACUGGUGACCACAAGUCUGUCGUCGACAAGGUCAAGGAUGCCAUUCCCGGCCUCCACUCUGACAAGCGCUCUGACGCUGCUGAGGUCAUGGACCCCAACACCUCCACUACCACUUCCGACUACGUCAACAAGAACAUCUGA
Molecule: messenger RNA, 366 nt
Organism: Aureobasidium musti
Lineage: Eukaryota; Fungi; Ascomycota; Dothideomycetes; Dothideales; Saccotheciaceae
Source: the annotation of a GenBank genome assembly